AUGGCGUCCCCCGCACAGCAGCCAGCCGCGUUCGUCAAGCGCCCGGCGCAGCACGGCGCCGCGGACUUCGUGUCGUGGACGUGGGAGAUGGUCAACGCGGGCCACGAGCACAUCGGCUGGUCGCCCGACGGCACGACGAUCGUCGUCACCAACCCGGAGCGGCUGGCGUCGCACGUCCUGCCCACCUACUUCCGCCGCUCACAGUACAGCUCCUGGGUGCGCGUGCUCAACGCGUACGGCUUCAAAAAGGCGUUGGCACCGGAGCGUGCCCGCCUUUGGGGCCUAGCCCAGGAGGUGCAGCGCCUCGAGCGGGAGAUCGACGAGGCGCAGCGCGAGGAGUUCCGGCAGCGCUUCGACACGGUGCGCGUGACGCAGCUGAUGCUGACGAUGCUGCCGCUCGACCAAGCGGCCGCCAUCCAAGCCUCCCUGCUCCAGCCCGCCUCGCUGCCCGCCGCCACCCUCCCCGACGGCACCCCGAUCACCGGGCCAGCCGGCGGAGGGAUCACCGCCGGCGGAGGCGGCGGCGGCGCGGGCGGCUCGAGCCUCGAGCCUCUUCGGCCUUCGAGGGUCUCUUCGCGCACGCCCUCGCGGCCCGCAUCGCCCGGCCGGUCAACCAUCUCGACCCGCUCCGACGGGGUCGGCCCGCUGCGAAACAACCUCGAGUCGCUCCUCUCGAUGACGUCCCGCAGCGGCGCCGCCGGAGAGCCCCGCGCGCCGUGGCAGUCUCACAUCGGCCUGCUGCGCGACGGUCUGGCGAGGCCCGAGAAGCGCGCGCGGGGCGCCGACGCGUCCGCACUCCUUCUGCCCUCCGCCGCCGCCGCCGCCGGAGUCGGUGCCGCCGGGCUUGGAGGCGGCGGAGGAGGGCCGGUCGGAGGUGGUGCGAGUUGCGGCGCCUCCUCCUCCCUCCCGCCGCUCUCGCUCUCGCGGCAGCGGUCGCUCGAGCGGUCGGGCACUCCCGCUGACGCGCAGGGGUGGGGCGGGCAGCCCGGGGCGCCGAAGCGCGCCGAGCUCGAGCACGCGGUCAACACCUACUUCUCCUCUCUCGCGACAGUCGCAGAUCACGCGCUCGACGCUUUGCCGCCGCUUCGUGCCAGCGGGCCCCCGGCAGCGCAACCCGAGUAGAGGAGAGGAAAUUAGUGGCGUCAUGUGCAUGUGCUUGCAAGCUGUUUGAACUCCGAGUACGACGGGCGCGGCCCUCGACGCGGGUUUGUGUACUGAGUCUUGCGAUCGCGGCGGGAGGGGAUGCGACAAGUGUGCGCGAUCGUGCGUGAGCGCAGAGAGUGACACGCCGCAGAGCUCUGUCCUGAAGAGUGAACUGUGAGCUGUGGCCCGCAGGCAUAUGCGUUAUUCCCGAGGGAGAGUCCAUUGAGGGUGCUUUUGAGGUGUACCUAUAUCGC
This is a messenger RNA of Emiliania huxleyi CCMP1516, 1397 nucleotides long. RefSeq lists its product as hypothetical. The coding region runs from base 1 to 1122 and encodes 373 amino acids. The record is from RefSeq and is a predicted model, not a curated record. Gene Ontology annotation, molecular function: sequence-specific DNA binding; DNA-binding transcription factor activity. Gene Ontology annotation, biological process: regulation of DNA-templated transcription. Lineage: Eukaryota; Haptophyta; Isochrysidales; Noelaerhabdaceae. The transcript has 3 exons.